This is a messenger RNA of Clupea harengus (Atlantic herring), 2207 nucleotides long. RefSeq names its product STE20 related adaptor alpha (gene strada). Gene Ontology annotation, biological process: protein phosphorylation; protein export from nucleus; activation of protein kinase activity. Lineage: Eukaryota; Metazoa; Chordata; Actinopteri; Clupeiformes; Clupeidae. Gene Ontology annotation, molecular function: protein serine/threonine kinase activator activity; protein kinase activity; ATP binding. The record is from RefSeq and is a predicted model, not a curated record. Gene Ontology annotation, cellular component: serine/threonine protein kinase complex.
UAUCGUGCUAUUCACCUCCUUUUUGUUGAAACAAGCCAAUUAUUUUACAGAAUCUUAAGACGAAAAUGUCCUUCGUCCAAUCAACAGUCCCAUUUUAUCAACAAACUUACUGCAAGGAGGGGACGACAAUUUCUCCAUCUACCUCGAUCUAAAGGAAAAUACAAAAGGUUACGGAAUUUGUACAGCUCUUGUGUUUAUUUGAAGGGUUUUGUAGUUGCAUGGGCUUUUCGAGGUGGUAGCAAGCUCACUGUCUUCAGGCUCAAUGUCUUUUCUGCGUUGGGUGUCAGAGAAACUGAGUGUGGAGAGCCUGAGGGAUUUAGAGUUAUUUGGAGAGCAAGCUCAGGCAAGCCCACACAGGAAAGCCCAUGAAGACAGCCAGGAGUCCCUGACCUCUCUCCCACACAGGGACACCAUGGGAAGCUUCCUGCCAGACAGCAGCUGCUAUGAGCUCAUCACCAUCAUAGGUCGGGGUCUAGAGGAUCUGAUGACGGUGAAUCUAGCCAGAUAUAAUCCCACGAGAGAACAUGUGGCUGUCAGACGUAUUGACUUGGAGGCAUGCACCAAUGACAUGGUCAAUUACCUACAGGGGGAGCUCCACGUCUCAAAGCUGUUCCAUCACCCCAGCAUCCUCCCCUAUAGGAGCAUCUUCAUAGUGGAGAACGAGCUGUGGGUCAUUACCCCGUUCAUGGCCUUUGGCUCAGCGAGAGAUUUACUCAACAUCCACUUCAGGGAUGGCCUGAGUGAGCUGACUAUCGCUUACAUUCUGAUGGGCAUUCUCAAAGCCCUUGACUACAUCCACCACAUGGGCUACGUUCACCGGAGUGUGAAGGCCAGCCACGUGUUGAUCUCUGCAGAAGGCUUGGUGUACCUGUCUGGCUUGAGAAGCAUCUUUAGCUUGAUCCGUAACGGCCAGCGAUCGCGUGUUGUCCACGACUUCCCUGAGUACAGCGUCAACGUCCUGCCCUGGCUCAGCCCAGAGGUCCUACAGCAGAACAUGGAGGGAUACGACUUCCGUUCAGACAUCUACAGCCUUGGCAUCACAGCAUGCGAGUUGGCCAAUGGCCAUGUGCCCUUCAAAGACAUGCCGGCCACUCAGAUGUUGUUGGAGAAGCUGAACGGCACCGUCCCCUGCCUCCUGGACACCACCACCAUCCCCCCGGAGGAGCUGAACAUGAAGCCCUCGCACUCGGGGGCCGACUCGGGCAUCUGCGAGGGCCCCGGGGGUGGAGUGGCCCGCCACGCCAAUGGAGAGCCCUCCUCAGCCGCGGCGGGUCACCCUUACAGCCGGACCUUCAGCCCCCUCUUUCACGGCUUUGUGGAACUCUGUCUGCAGCGGGAGCCGGAGAAGAGGCCUUCUGCAAUUACACUCAUUGGUCACCCCUUCUUCAAACAGAUCAAGCGGCGUCCCUCAGAGGCUCUGCCCGAGCUGCUGCGGCCCGUCUCGCCCAUCACCAGCUACGAGUACGUCCAGUCCCAGGACUCGCCCUCGGGCACGGCCACCCUGGAGUCUGGGCUCAGCCAGCUGGACGUGGACGACUGGGACUUCUGACUUCAAAGGGGAGGGACGGGAAGCGGGGAGGAGGAAUGAAGAAAAGGAUGGAGGACUGAUGGAGGUCGGAUGGAGGUGUGGAGCGGUGUAGGGUACCUGGACGUGACUCGUUGGGUGUUUGUCCUCUUUGUCUCUCCUGAUGGCCCAUUGUAAAUUCAAAAGACACAGGUGUUUUGUCCUCCUCACGUGGACGGCUACACUUGCCAAGCUGGUCUUGCUGUCCUAGUCUGGCUCUUAUAAGGCGGUAUAUGAACUGCUUGCGUAAAAAGUCACACUUCUUUUUUUUCAUGCACAUGAUUGCCAUUUCUGCUCUGCGUCUGUCACUGCUUGAGAAGCCCCACACCAAUCAUAUUAAAUGAGGACAAGAAGGGAUCGAUGACUCUUUACAUUUUGGCCAUAGGGAUGUUUGACGUGUUUUUUCCUACAAGGUAAAAUUGAAGAGUGAGAGGGAUCCAGUUUUUGACUUGACCAUUGGGUGGUGAUGGUGUUACUGGAUCUUUAGUAUGCUUGCAUUUUGAAAGACUGGCAAAUGUCAAUCCAUUUAUUGGUUUUCUCCAAUCACAGCAUUACAUAGGCAAUGACUAAACAAUCACCUCAUCUUACCAGCAGAACCUGAACCAGUGGAUGACUGGAUGGGUGAAUGCCAAGUGGUGUUGAG